UCCUUGUUGGUUUUUCUUUUUUAAUAAAUCCAAUGUAAGCUGGGAGGAGUGUGUGCGCAGGAAGGGAGGGGGUCACAUGUGGAUAUCUGCCUUGUAACUAGGCACUGUUAUUAUGUAUUUUAUUGCUGUGGUGCUAGGGGAGCUGCAUCAUGUCUGGCCAUGGAAAGCAAGGUGGGAAAGUGAGGGCCAAGGCCAAGUCUCGCUCUUCUCGUGCUGGGCUGCAGUUCCCAGUUGGGCAGGUGCACCAGCUGCUGCGCAAGGGGAACUAUGCGGAGCACGUUGGAGCCGGCGCCCCCGUGUACCUGGCCGCAGUGAUGGAGUAUCUGACUGCUGAGAUACUGGAGCUGGCUGGUAACGCCACCCGGGACAAGAAAACCCGCAUCAUCCCGCGGCACCUGCAGCUGGCCAUGCGCAACGACGAGGAGCUGAACAAGUUACUAGGGGGAGUCGCCAUCGCUCAGGGUGGUGUCCUGCCCAACAUCCAGACGGUGCUGCUGCCCAAGAAUACCGAGAGCCACAAAGCCAAGGGCAAGUGAGCGUGGAUGCCAGCCCCCCAAAACCAACUAGGCACUGCCAGGGAGAUGUAACUUGGACAGACAGCACUGUCUGUUAUCCCUGUCAUACACGGGGAUGGUCAUAUCGCUGAGUCUGUGACUGCCACGCUCACAAAGGUGUGACGCAGUCUGGCAGGUGUAACAAAAACAUAUUAAGCUCACUUCACUCGUGUGAUGAGUUUUGAGACCAGCCCAUGAAUCAGUCAGCACUGCCCUCAAAUUACAACAUUGCAAUAGAAACAGGAACUGUUAUAGUGACACCGUGAGAUGUGAUUGCUGAAGCUACUCACAACUAUUCAUAUUUCCCAUGAUGAUUUGCCAUUACAAAUCUGAAUUCCGUGGCAGAAUGACGUCCCUCUGCACAACGCUAAUGAAGUUGAAGAUGAAGAGCUCAGAGAAAUGAAAAGAAUAUUUUGAUAAGGAACUAACGUAAAGGAGUGAACCUGCACAGACUGGAUCCCAAGAGGAGUGAAACUCAGGGGCACAGGACCAGUGGCGAGGACACACGGAUGAAGCGCCGAGCGGCUUUAAGCAGACACAGCAACUGAGACUUGGAUUCUUUAAACACUCGAAUCAGGUGUGACAGUGAGAUCUUUGUGGGGGUGUCUGUAAAUAUGUCACUGGAGCAAGUCUCCUUUAGCAGCUCAGUAACAUCUUAUAUGGGGGCGAGCGGCCCUGUCCCGGCUCUGCGAUGCACUUGGCCUUUAAGGACACGUCCCCCGGAAAUGGGAGCUCAGAUCCUGGGGAAGAGGGGAGGAAAACACCCCUGAACCCUCCCUUACUUUUUUUUUUUUUUGCAACCAUUGCAGCUGGCUCCGCCCAUCCGGGGGAACUUUUAUCCCCUCUGCCCCCUCCCUAUUCCUGGGUUCCCCCUCCGGCCUGCCUGGCGAGGCCUGUACCCCGGU
This is a messenger RNA of Chelonoidis abingdonii (Abingdon island giant tortoise), 1459 nucleotides long. Its product is annotated as histone H2A.J-like. The record is from RefSeq and is a predicted model, not a curated record. Gene Ontology annotation, cellular component: nucleosome. NCBI's taxonomy places the organism in Eukaryota, Metazoa, Chordata, Testudines, Testudinidae. Gene Ontology annotation, molecular function: protein heterodimerization activity; DNA binding; structural constituent of chromatin.